Molecule: messenger RNA, 6162 nt
Organism: Topomyia yanbarensis
Lineage: Eukaryota; Metazoa; Arthropoda; Insecta; Diptera; Culicidae
Exons: 2
Coding region: 1568-5905 (1445 amino acids)
Biological process (GO): DNA integration
Molecular function (GO): nucleic acid binding
Source: RefSeq, a predicted model, not a curated record
AGAUGUGUCUAUUCGUGAUGUACGAGCGCUCGGGUGGUGAGUGAUGGUGUGAGUUCGAUCGAUAUUAUACAGUGUCAAUUCGUAUCGUUCAGUUAGUCUUUUACUAGAUGGCUUACCGUGAGGUUCUCGUGCGCUAGCUACCACAUAAUGGCGACGAGGGUGUUGAACCUACUGCGUGCUUAAAUUGAAAAUUAUUAAAAUAGCAAGGGGGUUAAUCUCAGUUUAAAACAAAAAGCGGCACAAUAGAUUCAACGUGUAAGAGGUAAGGGUUUAAUAGAAAUUGAGUGUGAAAAAAAUGGAAAAAUGAUACUGUGAUAUGUGAUUAUCAAAACGGCUGGAAUGUAUAUGUUUUACCGUCAGUGAUUUUGAAAGGGGUACUGAAACAUCCCAGAGCAAAAAGGAAAAUGAAAUGCAUGUAAAACGAUGUGAAAAUAACUAGAAAAGAGGGUUUUUUUUACACGUGGUCGAGGAAAAAUACUUCCAACAUGGCUGCUGGAAUUAUCUGAUUACCUACAUGUGUGUAUUGUAAGAAAUAGUUGUACAGCUUUAGGGGUAUGUGUUGGUGGAAACUAUGGCGUACUCUAUUAAGAAGAAACGGAGGUAUAGAAAAAAAAUAUUCUGUGUAUGUUCAGUGAUGUGUUGCUCCACUUUGCAAACUAAUACAUUAACCUUCCGCACGAGUUGCGGGUGCAAGAAGUAAAUAAUGAUUUGCUGUUGCCCUUCGGGUGCUGGUGGCGUUACCAUUUCAACCGGGAUCGAAGUAGUGUGUGUAAAAUUACCGCAAACAUAUUAAUGCAUGGAUGGUAGUGAGAAGAUAAUUCAUGAUUUGGAUGUGUAGUCGUCACUUAUGUGUAUAUUACCAUAUAUAGUUGUGCUCGGAUACCAAAGGUCAGGUAUGUAUGCAUGUGGAGAUUAUUCCUCUCCCAUAUUAUACCGAGUACAGGAGGAUACAAGUUAUGAAAAAGAGAGACUAGUGGAAAUACUCUUGUUGAGAGAAAUAGUAACCGAUUCAAUUACGGUCGUUCUCUCAAGGUCGUCACAUGCGGGGAAGCAUGUAUUGAAAAGAAGAGAGGAAGAAAUGCUUCUUUAGCCACGGUCGUUCUUUUGAGAUUGUCACAAAUGUGGAGCACAUAACGAAAAAAAGGGGGAAAGAGAUGCCGAUUCAAUUACGGCUAUUCUCUCUGAAUUUAGUAAAUGUAUAAGUACAUUGCAGAAAAGCUGAAAGAAUAAUGGUCACAUGAAAUGAGAAUAAUGGAAUGCAUGAGAAAUAGAUGCCAAUUCAAUUACGGCUGUUUUACCAAUAUGAAAAACAGAUGGGUUUUAGCGAUGGCAUAUGUACGAACUUUUUUUCGCUCUUGAAUGAUGCGAUAGUAACAGGAAAGUGAAAAUAAACGUGUAGAAAAAUAUAGUUGGUCACUGUCAUUAUGAGAUGUUGCAUGCUAUAUGUUUAUUUGUGCUAUUUUAAUAAUUGAUUUACUAUCAUACAAGUAUACUGCGCAUCUGAUAGAUGAAGAAUAUCAAUACUCAAUAAUGGUUCAAAUAUUUUAAAUGAUGAGAUUGUCGGGCGAUGAAUUUAUUAUUUCCUGACGUUUUGCGAGUGUACACCAGCCGUUUUGAAAUAUUAACGGAAAACUUAUUAAUUCUAUUUCAUUUUUCCGGCGUAUCCCAAACAGCAAACGGUGUACCAGUCAAAAUGAAUAACCAAAAUAUUGUGGUCGAGGAGAUUGACCCUCCAAUAGUACAACAAAAUUUAUCUUUCUUCAGUCCAGCCUCAUACAACCUACCUCACUUCAAAUACAAACACCUGCCUCCAUCGGAAAUUCGAAACUCUUGGAUAUCAUGGAUCCGAUGGUUUGAGAGCAUUAUGGCUGCGGCCAAUAUUCAUGAUGGUCUAAACAAAAAAGUACAGCUACUAGCGAUGGGGGGCCUAGAGCUGCAGAGUGCUUUCUACGGGAUACCGGAAAGAGACGAUUUCGGUGACCCAAAUGCAGACCCGUAUCUGGUAGCUAAGGAGAAACUGACUAAUCAUUUCUCCCCAAAGCACCAUGAUAGCUUUGAACGAUUCAUGUUUUGGACUAUGAAACCGGACGAGGAUGAACCGAUUGAAAAGUUUGCCCUGAAGGUUCAGCAAAAAGCCGACAAGUGUUUUUUUGGCAAAACAGAGGUAGAUAGUCGUCACAUUGCGGUUAUUGACAAGAUUAUUCAAUACUCACCAGACGAAUUAAGACAAAAACUGUUGGAAAGGGAGGAUUUGACUCUAGAUGAUACAAUCAAAAUUGUUAAUGCCUAUCAAUCGGUUCGCUAUCAAUCGUCAAGAAUGGUACUGAAACCAUCUGUGGACACAGUAAGUCGUAUUUACAGCUCUACACAACGUUCAAAUGUGCGAUGUAUGCGUUGUGGAUACAAGCUGCACAACAAUCAGAACCAAUGCCCUGCCAUAAACAAAACGUGUUUGAAAUGCCAAAAGACAGGCCACUUCCAGUCGGUUUGUAAAUCAAAAUCGAAGUCGGUGAUCAAUCAGGUUCCUUUUGACAGAAACUCGGAACGAAAGCGAAAACAACCUUUUGUGAACUUCCAAGGUGUUUCGCACUCCAGCAAACGACCACGAAACGUUUUCAAUGUCGAAGAACGAGACCAAGAGUCUACAGAACGGGAAAACCUACCUGUCUACAAUGUGGGAAUGGGUGACGAUGAGUUAAUAACGUGUCGUGUUGGAGGUGUAGAUAUCGUCAUGUUGAUUGAUUCUGGCUCGAAACAUAACCUUAUAGACGACAAGACCUGGGAGCUAAUGAAGCUUAGAGAUGUGGAAACAACUAACGAACGAAAAGAUACCGCUAAGCAGUUUUUGGCCUACGGAAAAAUUCCGCUAAAACUUAUAACUGCUUUUGAUGCAGUUCUGGAAAUUGAUGAUGGUGGAAACUUAUUGAAAACGCAAACAUCUUUCUACGUGAUAGAAAAGGGUCAACAACCGUUGUUGGGAAAACUCACUGCACAACAGCUAGGACUAUUGAGAAUUGGCCUGCCUAGCGCGUAUGAUGACACGAUUAAUCUCGUAGACGCAACAAGGAAAUCAUUUCCUAAGAUGAGAGGUAUUAAACUUAGUCUUCCGAUCGAUAGAAGUGUUCCGCCAGUUAUACAACCGCUGAGGCGAUGUCCAAUUCCGCUUUUGCAAAAGGUCAAAUCGAAGCUAGACGAACUUAUAGAGAUGGAUAUAAUUGAAAAGGUUGUAAGCCCAACAUCAUGGGUAUCGCCCCUUGUGCCAAUUCUCAAAGAAAAUGGAGAACUUCGACUUUGCAUAGAUAUGCGCAGAGCCAACCAAGCGAUUCAAAGGCUGAAUCACCCACUUCCAAUUAUUGAUGAUUUCCUUCCUAAAUUUCAAAACGCGAAAUUCUUUACAAGCCUGGAUAUUAAGCAGGCGUUCCACCAAGUAGAGUUAGUUGAGGAUUGUCGCGAUGUAACGACAUUUAUUACUAACUGGGGCUUGUUUCGAUACAAGAGACUGCUGUUCGGCGUUAACUGCGCACCCGAGCUGUUCCAAAAUCUGAUGGAAAGUAUCUUGGCAGGCUGUAAAAACACGGUCAUAUUCAUUGAUGAUAUUGUAAUUUUCGGGUCCACGGAACAAGAACACGAUGAUGCCGUCAAACAAACAUUGAGUGUUCUGAAGCAGUACGGAAUUCUGCUAAAUGAUCACAAAUGCAAUAUCAAACAACGGGAAAUUGUGUUCUUGGGACAUAAGUUCACUGCGGAAGGAAUUUCGCCAACAGAGGAAAAGAUUGAAUCCAUAAAACAAAGCCGAGCACCACGUUCGAAAGAGGAACUCCGUAGUUUUUUAGGCCUGGUUACCUAUGUAUCGAGAUUCAUACCAAAUUUGGCCACAUUAAAUUUUCCGCUACGAGAGCUAAUAAAACAGGAUUUACCAUUUGAAUGGAAAUCAGAACAUCAGAAGUCAUUCGAUCAGUUGAAAGACCUGAUCGGUUCUACAAAACAUUUAGGGUAUUAUGAUCCGAAAGACAGAACCCUGGUUGUUACGGAUGCUUCGGGUGUCGGAUUAGGGGCAGUCUUAAUCCAGUUCAAAGAGAACAUUCCCAGAAUAAUAAGCUACGCUUCCAAAAGUUUGACAGAAACAGAAAAAAAGUACCCGGCGAUAGAAAAAGAAGCGCUUGGAAUAGUAUGGGCGGUGGAAAGAUUUAGGAUUUAUUUGAUGGGUAUCACCUUUGAACUCGAAACGGAUCACCGUCCAUUAGAAACGCUUUUCUCAGUAACUUCCCGUCCAACAGCAAGAAUAGAACGAUGGUUACUUCGUAUCCAGGCAUUCAAAUUCAAGGUAGUAUAUCGUAAAGGUUCGGCAAACAUUGCCGACGUGCUUUCAAGACUAGCAUCUCACGUUGGGGACAAUCAAUGGACUGAUGAGUCUGAAGUGUUCAUCAGACGAAUCGUAGCGGUAUCACUAGCUACAUUGACCAACACAGGUUAUCGCGACUCAUUUGACUUUGGUACAGACACAAUCAUUAGAGCCAUUCAAGAAUGUGCAGCCAUUGAUAUCUCCGAAGUUGUGCAAGCUACAAGCUUGGAUCCUGAAUUACAGAAGCUCAAGGAUUGUAUACUGAGUGACAAGUGGGAUCAGGAGGAUUUAAAACAUUAUACUGUGUUUCGUAAUGAGUACUCAUAUGUGAACAAUCUUCUCAUGCGGGGAACAAAACUAGUCAUACCUUCUUCAUUGCGGCAUAGAAUGUGCCAGCUUGCACACGAGGGGCAUCCUGGUCAGUCCAUGAUGAAACGUCGAUUACGUGAACGGUGCUGGUGGCCGGGAAUUGACCAAGAAGCAGUGAAGAUUUGUGAAUCGUGCGAAGGGUGUAGACUGGUACAGAUACCUGAUCCCCCGGAACCAAUGAAACGUCGCGUUCUUCCAGAUAAACCAUGGAUAGAUAUCGCCAUAGAUUUUCUGGGGCCCAUGCCAACAAGCGAGUAUAUCCUAGUUGUCAUUGACUACUACAGUCGGUAUAUGGAGCUAGAGAUUAUGACCAAAAUUACUGCUCGGGAGACUAUUGAAAGACUAAGACGAAUUUUUCGAGUUUGGGGACCUCCAAGGACCAUUACCCUUGACAAUGCGAAGCAAUUUGUAUCCACCGAUUUGGAUGACUUCUGUAGAAUCAGUGGAAUCCACUUGAACCAUACAACUCCAUAUUGGCCACAGGCUAAUGGAGAAGUGGAGCGUCAAAACAGGUCCUUGCUAAAACGAAUGAAGAUAGCGAAUGCCCUAUAUGGUAACUGGAAAGCUGAACUCGAUCAUUAUUUACAACUGUACAACAGCACACCGCAUACGAUUACAGGGAAAUCGCCGAGUGAACUUUUGCAGAACAGAAAACUACGGACAAAAUUGCCUCAGCUGGACGAUCUAGAGACGGUGCCACCAUGUUCGGAUUUCAGAGACAAAGAUUAUGAAAUGAAAACGCUUGGAAAGGAUCGGGAGGACAAGAAGCGUAAGGCAAAAGUAAGCGAAAUAUCUGUAGGCGAUACAGUUAUCAUGAAAAAUCUCCUGCCAACCAACAAACUUGCCACGAGCUUCUUGAAAGAGAAGUUUACAGUAAUUGAUCGGCGAGGUACAAACGUGACAAUCCAAUCAGCUGAAUCUGGAAAGAUUUACGAUAGGAAUACAUCACAUCUCAAGCUACUGCCUGCUUCAUUCAAUGAAGUUGCUGAUAGCUGCCGUGAACAUCAGAAGACUAAUCAAAGCAAACAGGGCAGAUCGGAAUCAUCAUCAACCGGCAAUGAUUUAACUAUACCAGUCGAAAGCAGCACAGAUCUUGGACAAUUCAAAAUGGUCAAAUCUUCCUUGGCCUCAGAUCCAAUUCGAAGAUCUCAAAGAAUUCACAAACCAUCCGCGAGAUACAGUCCAUCAUUAUAAGUAGGUGAGUAAUAAUAAAACAUACAUGAAUUACAUAUAACCUAUUUCUAUUUAGUAACAACAUAUUAAUAAUAAUAAUAAUAAUAAAACGCUUUCUCCAGGAAAAAGGGGAUGUGGUAGAUGUGUCUAUUCGUGAUGUACGAGCGCUCGGGUGGUGAGUGAUGGUGUGAGUUCGAUCGAUAUUAUACAGUGUCAAUUCGUAUCGUUCAGUUAGUCUUUUACUAGAUGGCUUACCGUGAGGUUCUCGUGCGCUAGCU